Asterias rubens (European starfish) is the source of this 3956-nucleotide messenger RNA. Its product is annotated as germinal-center associated nuclear protein-like. The coding region runs from base 213 to 3599 and encodes 1128 amino acids. The transcript is spliced from 20 exons. The record is from RefSeq and is a predicted model, not a curated record. Gene Ontology annotation, cellular component: cytoplasm; nucleus; transcription export complex 2. Lineage: Eukaryota; Metazoa; Echinodermata; Asteroidea; Forcipulatida; Asteriidae. Gene Ontology annotation, biological process: mRNA export from nucleus.
CCAAGGGCGAGGUUAGCUGUGUUCUGGGAUCUUGACUCUGAGAGUGAAAUAGCAACACCUACAAUGUAAAGCAAGCUCAGCAGUACAGAGCAGAUGUCAAGAACUCCGAGUCCGUCAGGUUUGCCCUGAAAGCCUUCUCAGCUAUCAGCAGCAACAACUAUGUCAAGUUCUUCAAACUAGUCAGAUCAGCGACGUAUCUGAAUGCCUGUAUAAUGCAUCGCUAUUUCAUGCAAGUUCGUAACUUGGCUCUGGAUGUGAUGAUCAAGGCAUAUACCUUCAGCAGUACCAGAGGCUCCAACUUCCCCUUGGUGGACAUCUCAACAUCGCUGGCGUUUGACGACAUCACGCAGGCCUCUGAGUUCUGUCAGUCGCACAACUUGACCGUUGAAGACGGUGUCGUGACUUUCAGUCGUUCAGCCUUUGAGCAUCCUGACAUCACCCCUGUGGCGGAGAGGUCCCAUUCCAUCAUUGAGGUCAAGAAUUCAAUGUCCAUCGGAGAGGUGGUCAACGGUGGCCCUCUCCCCCCAGAGGUCAUUCAUCAUCCAAUGUCAAGUUUCGACGAGAAUGGGAACUAUAAGGGAUAUACAGUCAUUGCCAAGGCAACGCCAGCACCCACCAAUGAGCAAGAGGCGCCGAUACCUGAGAAGGAUCAGAGAAUGGCAGGAAGCCCCGUCAAGGCCGCUGAGACCCCGAUGCCAACAGUGCCCUCUACUGUCCCUGCGGAGGUGAAGGCGUCGAUGGCCGAGACGCCGUACUCUAAAGCGGAAAUCAAAGAAGCCGCCCGAGGGAUGUUCCUUGAGGUCAUCGAUGAGAUGGCUCUGGAGUUGAGUAACAGCCUACUGUACUGGGUCCAUUACAUCCGUAGUGGCUCCUCGGACAUCUUGGACGAGGCGUAUGAAGGAGUGUCCGUUCCUAUGGUUGCUGAGAUUGCCAAGGAGGUCGUGCAGGAGCAGAGAAUGCAGGAGAAGAGGGUUCAGGAGCUGAGAGUUCAAGAGGAGAAACAGAGACUUCAUGAAGCACAACUUGCCGAGAUGACACGACGUAGAUUAGAGCAAGAGCAGCAACAAAAACAUCAAGAACAGCAACAAGCUUUGAUGGAGAGGAAAGAGCAACAAAAGAGGAUAGCGCUGGGUAUCCACGAAGAUACCCUAGCAACCGUCGUCAAGGGAGAGGCUGUUACUAUAGCAACGAGUGAAAUUGAACGCCAGCUGAGGAUUGAGUGCAUGAGGCGAUCCAUCGCUCACAUCAGUCAAGAACUCAUCAUGGAGGUCAUUGCCGAGGAAGGGCAACGAGUGUCAACUGAGCUCAUUCAGAUGGAGACUGCUCAACGUGACCAGCGACUUGCUGAGAUUGAGAAAGCCGUGCUACUCGGACAACAAGCUAAAUACUUACAGAGAUGGUACAGGGUCUACACAAAGCGCAUCCGACUGAGGAGGAUGCUGCUGACCUUCCCAGCAGCCCCGCCCAACCAGAGCGCCCAGGAGCAGCUUAGGGUGUUGUGGGCGGGGCGUAGAGAGACCAAGGAGGUCACGGAUGAAGGCGUGGCAAGGGAGAGGUCGGGUGUGACUCUGGAGUCUCCAUACGGUAUUGAGACUGGCCGGGAGAAAAUUGCCCACUCCAUCCUCCGGAUUCACUACUUGCAAAACCUUCGCCGCCAGAAGGCGUGGUCAUCCCUCGACCUCCCCACUGUACUUGGCAACUCCUUCCGUUCACAUCAUGCAUCCUUGACGGGAGGCAGUCACCAUGGCAACAGGCAGCAGCACCACUACUGGAAGCUGGUAGCUUCGCUGCCUGCAUCGGGUUCACAUGACCAGGAGAGGUUGUGUGAUUGGCUGAAGGCGAAGCUGAGGAGAGGGAAACUCUCUGAGGGCGCUAGGAGGGGUCAGCUUGGGGACAAUGAUCAGGUUGAAACACUUAGUUUGUACUCUGCAAGAGUGCCCCACGUAUCACCCAACAAGCUCUGCACACUCAGUAUCUGCACAAAGGUCACAAUGGGGUCAAUGACCUCUAAUCAUCAUUCUAAGCGCAAUCAGCUGCUAGGAACCAGCGGGAUCCUGUUUGCACUGGAUCCACCCAGUAGUAACCAGAAUUUUUGGCGCCAAGCAAAGUCUCGACUGGACUCCAUCCUACAAGCCAAACCGGUAACUCCGCCUCUCCCUUUAGUCAUCGCCCUCCUUGAUUGGUCAGCUACUGGGCAUGCUCAGAGCAUGUGUAUAGAGAUGCUAGCUCUCGAUCGACUGGCUGAGAAGGGUUUCUUGUCGGGUUAUAAUUUCUUGGAGGUCACUGAGGACGUUGAGUUGCCGCAAAACAGCCAAGAGUUGAGCGAGUCUUUGGAUUGGCUGGCUACUCGUAGCCCCCCUCCUCCAUCUCUCUCUGAAGAUACCCUCAAGGGUUACCUGGACACUGGGAUGACAGCCUUCUUCAGUCUGUCUCUCUAUGAGGAUGCCAAGACGCGGAGAGAUGCGUGUUUACCCGAGCAGGAUUGCUGUCGUGUGAUUAAACUCUACAAUGCAACAGUCAGGCACCUUGCUGAUGUGGCCAGCAGCGAUUCCCUGACUUCCCUCUCAUGGCCUCCUGCAGAGUUCACAAAGUCGGACAACCAAUCAGAACUCCCAAGUCCUGAUUGGAACUCUAAGAAGCAGAUGGAACUUCUGAGGCAAAAGAUACUAUUUUUACUCUUACCAAGUCUACCUCUUAUUAGCGAAGAUGGUAAGCAAUUACCUCUUAUUAGCGAAGAUGAUGACUGGCAGUCUGUGGUGGAUUUCUGUCACAAGUAUCUCAACUCCCUUCCAGGGAGCCAGAAGAGCAAAGUUCCGCUCUUUGCAAGGGUGCAGAGAAUUCUAGAGAAGUUUCGUCGUUCUUUUGAAGACACCUGUUACCUGACGUAUGAUGCACCGGGCUGUGAGCCGCUGGCUGGGCAUGUACCAUGGAGUAGAAUCAUUGAAGAGUGUGUCAGCUAUAUGAUGUCAAUUGUACAAACUCAACGAGAUAGUGAUGACGGUGAAGAAGGGAAUGACCUGACAGUUUUCUACAUUCAGAGUGAGUUUGAUGCUUUUGAAAUACCACAUACCUGGAGAGAUGCUGUCAAUACAACCAGGGCGGAAACCUUUGUUCAGCCACCAAGAUUUGUCUCACAUAUUGCCAGCAUUGUCCGGCAGAAGCAAGCCAACUUUAUUGAAAAAAUCCAAGAAGCAAGUUUAAUCGAAAGACAGAACGAAGAAACGCCAAUCACCGUUCUGGAGAGGGAACCCCCGCGUGAUGUUGCCGCUAAGAACACAGCCACAGCGGUGAAGACAGUGCUGUAUUCCGCCAAGGAGGAAUCCAAAAAGUUUGACGCUCUACUCCAACAAUGGCUUCAUGGCACAGUAGAGGGCGCUACAUUACAAGAUGGCGCUACACUACAACAUGGUGCUACAUUCCAAGAUGGCGCUAAGCGGUCUCCACGGCAACAAGAUGCAGUCAAGAGGACUCCAUCUUCCUUUGGCUCCUCGCCUCACCAUGUGGAGCAGAGUCUAGAUAACCUCAGGAUUAGUAUUGAGUCUGAGAAACGAGCCGACAGACUCGCUGAACUCAGACUGGCGAAUCUACUCACCCUAUGAUGCAUCUGUGGCACGUUCCCCUUCUUCAAUUGCAAUAGGGUGCGUUUGAUUAGAUUCCCAAAGUCCACCCAGGUCGACCCCCCCGGUGCGUUCAAAUAGCUUUGACAUCAUUUGCGGGGCUCACCCAGGUCAGCCCCAAGUUCCCUACUUGUGGUUUUGACAUUGAAAAUAAUCAUUUUAUGAUCUUUCGGAAGUCAGUUUCUGACAUACAUGUAAUGCACAGAAAGAAAGUAGUUCCCGUCUGCUUUCCCAUGAGCACAUAUGAGGGGCUCACUUGGAUGAGCACACUGGGGUUGACCCAGGGAAGCUAAUCGAACACACUCUAUAAGGACUGCUGAUUAAAGGCACUGGACAUGU